AAAUAUUGAUAUUUGAUUCAUGCUCAUGGUGUCAUCAUAAUAAUCUAAUUUUUCAUGAUUCAUAUUUUAAUUUGUAAUUACUUUAAUAAACUCAUAGCUGAAUCUGAUACUGUUAGAGUCUAGUGAAUAGUGUAAACUGUCUAGAAACUCAAUACAGACGACAGAAAAAGUAAUUCUACAAAAUGGAAAAUAACCAACAAAGUAAUCAAAUUUCUGGUGCUAUAACUUAUCCACAAAGAAAUGAACAACAGGUUCCUGUUCAACCACGACAACCAAGGAACUUGCAGGGUCUUUUAAGAUUUGCAAUGGAAGCAACUAAAGCAGAGGAUGCACCAGGUAAUUCCGAAUUGGGGCCUAUGGAUGAAGAAAGACGAAAAUUUCUUGAAGAAGCUUUAAAAAGUCUAACAGUUGAUAUAGCUGAACUCCUACACAAAGCUAUAAAAGUACUUACAGAUUCAGAAAAGAUUAAAAGCAUUCAAUUUGGAAGUGAGCUUCCGGAAGAUGUUGAGGCAUCUUUUAAUAGCCUCAUGGAAUUCAUUGAUGAUAUAGAUAUUUCUAAUGACUUCUACAAAGUUGGUGGUUUCGCUAUGUUUCCAAUAUGCUUUAGCAGUGAGAAUGACCAAGUUCGGUCUCGAGCCAGUAGAGUUUUGGCGGAACUGUGUCAGAAUAAUCCAUUCUGUCAAGCUAGAGCUUUGGAGUGUGGGCUGGUAAAUGUAUUGCUACACAUGGUGGGGACAGAACGAGGGGAAACUUUGGCUAGCUGUAUCUCAGCAUUAUCAUGUGCUUGCCGUGAAUUCAAGCCUUCAUGUGAGGAAGUUAUCGCUCAGGAAGGCUGUGAAACCUUAGCAAAUAUAUUGUCAACAGCACAGGGUCCAGCACGGACCAAAGUUGCUUUCUUUGUCACAUAUCUAUGUCAGCAGCACCCACCUGCCAGAGAAAAGUUUAUAAAACUCAACAUUGUGAAGAUAUUAGCUGAACAAAUCAAAUCUGGACGGGACAGCAGUUCUGAACAUCUACUUAGUAUCAUUCACAGCCUUCUAGAAAGUCUGGAUCAAACGGUUGUUCAACAGUGUUUAGAUCCAAGUUUGAAUCUAAAGAAUAUUCUAGAAAAUCAUCUAAAGGAUCCAGAAGUACAAGACGCGUAUAUUGAAGAGAAAAAUUAUUGUGAGGUUAUAUUGAAAAUCUUAGAAAAAUGUCCACAAGUAGAAGUGGUAAACAGUGAGGCUGAUAGGUAGUCUUGUGAAUAUUGGACUGUAUUAUAUAAAAUCUAUUAAUUACAAAACUGGCUUUUUUUAAUUAUAAAAAUAUCUAGUUUUUUGGAUGUCUAAAUAUUUUAUUUUCCACUGAUAUUAUAUUAUUAUUUAAUGUGAUGGUGGUCUUGGAAAUCUGAAUACAACUUUUGUAUCAUAUUCAAUUUACAUUCUAUCAACAAUAAUGCCAUGAACGAUAACAUUUUUUAACCAUUACUAACUUCUUUUACUUUGCAAGUAAAUCUUAUAGUUAGAAUGCACAAAUAUUGAUAUUUUCGUGCACAAUUAUAAUGUUUUUCAAUAAAUGCAAUUAAAUA
This is a messenger RNA of Leptidea sinapis, 1567 nucleotides long. Its product is annotated as hsp70-binding protein 1-like. The record is from RefSeq and is a predicted model, not a curated record. NCBI's taxonomy places the organism in Eukaryota, Metazoa, Arthropoda, Insecta, Lepidoptera, Pieridae. The transcript has 6 exons. The coding region runs from base 183 to 1235 and encodes 350 amino acids.